Molecule: messenger RNA, 1355 nt
Organism: Branchiostoma floridae (Florida lancelet)
Lineage: Eukaryota; Metazoa; Chordata; Leptocardii; Amphioxiformes; Branchiostomatidae
Product: zinc finger protein 525-like
Exons: 2
Coding region: 161-1171 (336 amino acids)
Biological process (GO): regulation of transcription by RNA polymerase II
Cellular component (GO): nucleus
Molecular function (GO): DNA-binding transcription factor activity, RNA polymerase II-specific; RNA polymerase II transcription regulatory region sequence-specific DNA binding
Source: RefSeq, a predicted model, not a curated record
UCUGAAGUAUAGGCUGAACACGCUACACACUGUUAUAAGCAGGCAUGGAAUUGACCUUUCACCCACAGUGCCAGUCACCUUUCACCCUUGGCUGCUUCAGACAGACGCUUGCAGGAUGAUUGUGCGGAGGUAAAUUAUCAACACUGGAAGCAGGUUCGACAUGGCAGAACUAGUUAAUGGGUCUCCUACUGCUGUUUACCAAACCUUCUGUGAUGGGUCUUCUACUGGAUUUCUAUUCGACCGAGAUGCAAGCAUAAGAAAAGACCAGCCCACAGCGAGCAAAAAGAGUUUGGUCAUUGAACCAGAAGCAAACUCUGGUGAGAAGCCCUACAUGUGUGGGGAGUGUGGGUACAGGACAGCUAAGAAAUCUCAUCUAUCCGACCAUAUGAGAACUCAUACCGGUGAAAAACCCUACAAGUGCAACCAAUGUGACUAUUCUGCAGCAAAGAAAAGCCAUGUGGAUUAUCACCUAGCCAAACAUACUGGUGACAAGCCCUACAUGUGUGGGAAAUGUGAGUACAGGACGGCUCACAAGUCUCACUUAUCGCGACAUAUGAGAACUCACACAAGGCAAAAACCCUACAAGUGUGAAAAGUGUGACUAUUCUGCAGCAAGCAAAUACCAAUUGGACCAACAUCAAGCCAAACACACUGGUUAUAAGCCCUACAUGUGUGGGGAGUGUGGGUACAGGACAGCUUACAAGUCUCACUUAUGCCGGCACAUGGGAACUCACAUAGGGCAAAAACUCUUCAAGUGUGAGCAGUGUGACUAUUCUGCAGCAAGGAAAUACCAUUUGGACAGACAUCUAGCCAAACACACCGGUGAGAAGCCUUACAUGUGUGAGGAGUGUGGUUACAGGGCAGCUCAAAAGUCACAUUUAUCCCGACACAUGAGAACUCAUACUGGUGAAAAACCCUACAAGUGUGACCAGUGUGACUAUUCUGCUGCACAGACGUCCACCUUAAACCAACAUCUAGUCAUGCACACUGGUGAAAAGCCCUACAUGUGUGGGGAGUGUGGAUACAGGACUUAUCGCAAGUCUCAUUUAUCCGAACACAUGAGUACUCAUACAGGUUACAAGCCCUACACGUGUGACCAGUGUGACUAUUCUUCUGCAACAAAGUUCAAUUUGGACAGACAUGUAUCUAAACACACCGGUGAUAAGCCUUAGUCUUACAUGUGUUUGGGUCGUGGGUACAGCACAGCUAAAAAGCGUUGCUUAGCGAAACACAUGAGAACUAAUGCUGGUAAAUAAAGCUACAAAUGUGACCAGUGUGACUAAAUCAAGCUUGAAGCAACUCACAUGCGUAGCUUAUCUCAAAAUAUGAAGACUCACAAAUGUAAAAAAAAAAAAA